Vicia villosa (hairy vetch) is the source of this 540-nucleotide messenger RNA. RefSeq lists its product as uncharacterized. NCBI's taxonomy places the organism in Eukaryota, Viridiplantae, Streptophyta, Magnoliopsida, Fabales, Fabaceae. The transcript is spliced from 2 exons. The coding region runs from base 1 to 540 and encodes 179 amino acids. The record is from RefSeq and is a predicted model, not a curated record.
AUGCAGAUUGGUAAGCAACCUUCUAUCAAUUCUGCAAAAGCCAAGUACUUGUCCCAGUUUCCUGCCUUCUUUCAUCCAUACAUCGAUGACAUUGUUGAUGUUGAACCGGAUGGAAAUUGUGGUUUCUGUUGUAUUUCAUCUGCAUUAGGAUGGGGGAAGAAGCAUGGCAAGGAGAAAUGGAUGACGAUUCCCGAUAUGGGUUACCAUGUUGCUUCUAAAUACAGUGUUGUAUUUGUUUCUCUUUCCAUGAGAAUGAACAUAGCAUUUUUCCCGCUUCUCAUAGCUUCACCCCUAUACACGAGUCGACAUACGAUCAUUGAUGUUGGUUUUGUCAACAGUAAUCAUUGGGUUCAGAUAAAGUUGAGACUCGGUUGUCCACUGUCGUUCGUCACUGAUCGGUGGAGGAAUAAUUGUUCUAAUAAUGCAAAAGCAUGGGAAUCAGCAUAUGCGAGUCGGUUUACACACUGGGAAACACUGGCAGGAAACUCAGACAUUCGGAAGAAUGUUUCUAUGGAACCAGAAACUGUUGAGAUAUUAUAA